AUGCCCAGAGGUAGACUGCCGGCCGCACACAUGUCCUCUGUCAUCGCCCCUGCCAAGCCCUCCAGCACUAUGGGCCCCAAAGAGGUGGAGCUGAUUCUGGUGAAGGAGCAGAAUGGGGUGCAGUUCACCGCCUCGGCACUGGUCACCCCCACCGGCCAGACCCACCCAUCUGGCGAGCAGCGUGAAACCUGGGGUAAGAAGAUUGACUUCUUGCUCUCGGUCAUCGGCUUUGCUGUGGACCUGGCUAAUGUGUGGAGGUUCCCCUACCUGUGCUACAAGAACGGUGGAGGUGCCUUCCUGGUGCCCUAUCUGCUCUUCAUGGUCAUUGCAGGAAUGCCGCUAUUCUAUAUGGAAUUAGCAUUGGGUCAGUACAACCGGGAAGGAGCUGCAGGUGUCUGGAAGAUUUGUCCUAUCUUUAAAGGCGUAGGAUUUACAGUGAUCCUUAUUUCUCUCUACGUGGGUUUCUACUAUAACGUGAUCAUCGCCUGGGCUCUAUUCUACCUCUUCUCCUCUUUCUCGGGCGAGCUGCCCUGGGUCAACUGCAACAACACCUGGAACAGUGCCAACUGCUCUGACUUGAACGCCACUUUACUGAACGACUCCCACAAGGCCACCCCGGCCUUAGAGUACUUUGAGCGUGGGGUGCUGCACCUGCAGGACAGCGGGGGGAUUGAUGACCUAGGCUUGCCCCGGUGGCAACUCACGUCCUGCCUGGCUGUGGUCAUCGUGGUGCUCUACUUUAGCCUCUGGAAGGGAGUCAAAACCUCUGGGAAGGUGGUGUGGAUCACAGCCACCAUGCCCUAUGUGGUUCUGACUGUACUGCUGCUCCGCGGUGUCACUCUGCCUGGAGCCAUCGAUGGCAUUAAAGCGUACCUCAGUGUGGACUUCCUCCGCCUGUGUGACGCUCAGGUUUGGAUCGAGGCUGCCACGCAGAUAUGCUUCUCUUUAGGAGUGGGGUUUGGUGUGCUAAUCGCCUUCUCCAGCUACAACAAAUUUAGCAACAACUGUUACAGAGAUGCAAUCAUCACCAGUUCAAUCAACUCCCUCACAAGCUUUUUCUCAGGCUUUGUCAUCUUCUCAUUCCUGGGCUACAUGUCUCAGAAACACAACGUGGCCCUUGAUAAAGUAGCUACCGAUGGUCCAGGCCUGGUGUUUAUCAUUUACCCAGAGGCCAUAGCCACGCUGCCUGGCUCUUCAAUUUGGGCUGUCAUUUUCUUCAUCAUGCUUCUCACGCUGGGAAUCGACAGUGCGAUGGGUGGUAUGGAGUCUGUGAUCACAGGGCUCAUCGAUGAAUUCAAGUUUCUGCAUAGACACAGAGAGCUCUUCACACUCUUCAUAGUGGUCUCCACUUUCCUCAUCUCCCUCUUCUGUGUUACCAAUGGUGGCAUCUACGUGUUUACUUUGCUGGACCACUUUGCGGCAGGAACAUCGAUUCUCUUUGGAGUGCUGAUUGAAGCCAUCGGCAUCGCUUGGUUUUACGGAGUGGAUCGUUUCAGCGAUGACAUCCAAGAAAUGAUCGGCCAGCGGCCAGGCUUAUACUGGAGACUCUGCUGGAAGUUUGUCAGUCCCUGUUUCCUGCUGUUCAUGGUGGUUGUCAGCUUUGCAACGUUCAACCCUCCAAAAUAUGGGUCCUACUACUUUCCCAUGUGGGCUAACAUGGUUGGCUGGUGUUUGUCCAUCUCCUCAAUGAUCAUGGUGCCACUUUAUGCCAUCUACAAAUUCUGCAGUCUGCCAGGAAGCUUCUGUGCUAAACUGGCAUACGCCAUCACCCCAGAGACGGAGCACCACAUGGUGGAGCGCGGGGAGGUGCGGCAGUUCACGCUUCAUCACUGGCUGGUGGUCUGAGCGCUGCUACAUGUCUGAAAAAACAAGGAGACUUGGCCAGCUCUAGUGGGGGCGGGCUGCUGUGCGCCAAACAAACCGUAAAUCUAGUUGUUUCUUUCUUGCGUAAUUGAACAUGUGGCUGUAAAGUGAUUUUUCCGAUCACAACAUGGUUGACAUUCUGUCAAUAUCAGUUUAAAUCUCAGUAUAAGAUGACUGUUAUGAUGGCUGAUGUUGUCUCCCAAUGACUGUUUAUUGUUUACUGAAUUUUUUUGUGAUUAGAGUACAACUGAGCCUUAUUGAUCAAUGUGAUUGAAGUGUCAAAAGCUAUAUACGGAAUAAGAAUCUAGAAAAAAAACAGUAAUGUUUAACUAGUGAUAUUACAUGACAUAUAUAUCCUCUUUGUGUUUGAAAAGCAAAAUGAUGGACAGUACAUUUCAAUAAAUACAAAUCCCAGUAGGGUUUAAUUCUGUGAAGCCAUAUAUUAAGUAUCAACUAUUGGGCAAAUGGGAUGCAGUUUUGCCCAUGCUGUAAUUAUUUGCAGUUCUAUUACAAAUGUUUU
Messenger RNA from Colossoma macropomum (tambaqui), 2383 nucleotides. RefSeq names its product solute carrier family 6 member 3 (gene slc6a3). The record is from RefSeq and is a predicted model, not a curated record. Gene Ontology annotation, cellular component: presynaptic membrane; neuronal cell body membrane; neuron projection. Gene Ontology annotation, biological process: dopamine uptake involved in synaptic transmission; sodium ion transmembrane transport. The transcript has 14 exons. Gene Ontology annotation, molecular function: norepinephrine:sodium symporter activity; dopamine:sodium symporter activity. The coding region runs from base 1 to 1845 and encodes 614 amino acids. NCBI's taxonomy places the organism in Eukaryota, Metazoa, Chordata, Actinopteri, Characiformes, Serrasalmidae.